AUGGCAGAACAACUCUUGUCCACGGAAAUCGUGAACCCUAGAGUUGAACCAUCUGGUCCGGACACUGGUUCCAUAAGUACUAUUUUAGUCAGGAUCCAGCGUCAGUUACCAGACUUCCUCCGGUCACUAAAUCUUAAGUAUGUUAAACUUGGUUAUCAUUACCUUACUAGUCACAAAAUCUAUUUAGCGACUGUACUCUCGGUAGUUGUGCUGGUAUUUGGUAUGGAGUAUGGAAGGUUAAACAAGGAAGAACUUUGGGUGAAGAUUAGGGAAACCACUAGUAGUGGCCGUUACGACCUUGUCGCGCUACCUGCUCUUUUUGUUGUUUUAAUUUUAAAUCUUACAAUUCAAUUAUUGUCUCCCCCUCGACCAAUUUAUUUGAUCGAUUUUGCCUGCUUCAAACCCGAUGAUGAUCUUAAGGUGACUAAGGAGGAAUUUAUUGAGCUAGCAAGAAAGUCAGGGAAAUUUGAUGAAGCAAGCCUUGAAUUCCAAAAGAAGAUAGUUGGAUCAUCCGGUAUUGGAGACGAAACCUACGUCCCAAAAUCAAUCAUGUCACAAGAAAACAUAUCCACAAUGAAAGAAGGGAGAGCAGAGGCUUCAAUGGUGAUAUUUGGAGCACUAGACGAGCUAUUCGAGAAGACCAAAAUGUUACCCAAGGAUGUAGGAAUACUUGUCGUAAACUGCAGCAUUUUUAACCCAACCCCAUCGUUGUCCGCAAUGAUCAUAAACCAUUACAAAAUGAGGGGAAACAUUUUGAGCUUUAACUUGGGUGGGAUGGGGUGUAGUGCGGGGAUUAUUGCGGUAGAUUUGGCUAGAGACAUGCUUGAGGCAAACCCAAAUAAUGUGGCGGUGGUAGUGAGUACGGAAAUGGUGGGGUAUAAUUGGUACCCUGGUCGAAACAGAUCCAUGCUCAUUCCUAAUUGUUUUUUUAGAAUGGGUUGCUCGGCUGUCCUGAUGUCUAAUAGACGUCGUGACAAUUACCGAGCUAAGUACAAGCUUGAAUACAUUGUUAGAACACAUAAAGGUGCUAAUGAUUCGAGCUUUAGAAGUGUGUAUCAAGAAGAAGAUGAACUAGGAUUCAAAGGGUUGAAUAUAAGCAAAGAUUUAGUUGAGAUCGUUAGUGAUGCCAUUAAGACCAAUAUCACCAUAUUGAGUCCCUUAGUCCUGCCUAUUUCGGAGCAAGUUUACUUCUUCUCCACCCUUAUUAAGAGGUACUUUUCAGACACCAAGAAAACCGAAGGUCGGAGGCCACCUUCGUCCUCCGCAGAUAAGCCCGACAUUUUGGACUAUGAGCUAGCAUUCGAACAUUUCUGCAUUCACGUAGCUAGCAAGAUGGCGCUAAAAGAGCUACAACUCAACUUGGGUCUCAGCGACACGAACAUAGAACCAUCUAUAGCGACCCUCCACCGAUUUGGAAAUACUUCCUCUAGUAGCAUUUGGUACGAGCUAGCGUACCUUGAGGCAAAGGGGCGAGUUAAAUGUGGAGACCGAAUCUGGCAACUAGCAUUUGGAUCAGGUUUCAAAUGUAACAGUGCUGUUUGGAAGUCUGUCCGCGACAUAGAACCUCCGAUAGGCAACAACCCUUGGCUUAAUUGCAUUGAUAGGUAUCCAUUGGUGACUCUUUCUUAGCCUACUAAUUGAGCUCGAUUAAGCUAUCAACUUUUCAUUGCAAUACUACUUGAUAGCUCCUUGGCAAUAAAACAAUAAUGGCAAUUAUUAAAAACUGUGAUGUAUUAAAUAUGUGAUGUGAGGUAUUGAUUAUGGAUUUUCCAGAAAUAUAAUAUGUAAUUUGUUUGAUCCACUAUAUCGUGGUCUAUAUAAAUGUAGAUUGU
This is a messenger RNA of Erigeron canadensis, 1832 nucleotides long. Its product is annotated as 3-ketoacyl-CoA synthase 10-like. The record is from RefSeq and is a predicted model, not a curated record. Gene Ontology annotation, biological process: fatty acid biosynthetic process. NCBI's taxonomy places the organism in Eukaryota, Viridiplantae, Streptophyta, Magnoliopsida, Asterales, Asteraceae. Gene Ontology annotation, molecular function: acyltransferase activity, transferring groups other than amino-acyl groups. Gene Ontology annotation, cellular component: membrane. The coding region runs from base 1 to 1629 and encodes 542 amino acids. The transcript has 3 exons.